AUGCAUGAAGCCAUGUCAACGCAUCCAUUCUUUCGACCGUAUGGAAUGAUCGAAAGGCCUACUCCACAUACAACUCCUUCCGGAUCUCCUUGCGAAUCUCUUGACUUCCUGUCCAACACGCCCAGCCUGGUGUCGUCCCCGACCAAGCCAUUCGAGGACGGACCAUCCACGCCAUCCACUGCCGACGAAAGGCAGGCACCAGGGACUUCUCAAUGUGUUUUCCCCAUUAAGUGGGACAGCAUUCGCUAUGACGGCAAGCCAUUGCCGUCCAUUCGAUACCGCCAGCCUCAUAAACGCACCCUCAAUUCUAAACUCCAACCAUCAGCAAUCUAUAAGCAUGGCGCUCAGUUGACAACCGACGGUGACAAUAAAUACUGGCUCUGCAAGUACUGCCAUAUACGCGGCCACCACCACAACGCUCUCUUUUCAAGUGAAAGCACCACCAGCAUCAUUUACCAUCUAAAACAUCAGCAUAAACUGGAGGAAUUUGGCUACCAAUCGGCUGACUCGAGAACCUUUAACACAGUGAAAGGUAUUACCGACCUUACAUCAUAUCUUGGAGGAAGACGACUAGUAUUCAACGACUUGCAAUUCAAGGAUAAUUUCACCGACUGGGUGAUCGACCUCGACCUGACUUUUCGUCAAGCAACUCAUCAACGCACGCAUGAGAUGUUUGCAAAAUACAUGGAAGAUGUUGGCAAAAUUCUGCCCAAGAGCCCAUUUACCCUAGGCAGCUGGAUUAAAGAGAAAUGGGAAGGCGAUGUAGGAAGGCGUGUUUGGCUUAGGGAGAAGCUACACAGUGCAACAAGCAAGAUCCACAUAUCUAUGGAUGCCUGGACAUCUGAAGAAGGAACAAGUUAUUUGGCAAUUGUUGCGCACUUCUUGGAUGAACACCAUAAGUUGCAAACAGCUCUUCUGGAUCUUCCGCCUCUGAAAGGACCCCACUCCGGUGAGAAUAUGGCGAGGGCACUGUCGAUAGUCAUUGACUUCUACAACAUCUCUACCGUCUUAGGUUUCUUUAUGAUGGAUAACGCUAGCAGCAAUGACACAUGCAUUCAGGAGCUGUCAAAGCAAUACCCAGCGAUCCAUCCGCAGAGUCGCCUUCGAUGCGUUGGUCACAUGUUGAACCUCAUAGUCAAGGCUCUCCUCUUUGGGCAAGGUGUGAGCAAGCUGGAACAACAGCUGCGUGGCGCAUCGGAUGAGGAGCGUUUCGAGAUAUGGAGGAAGCAGAGCUUUGUUGGCAAGCUCCAUAACUUCUGUGUGUGGAUUAACAGGAGUGACCAGCGAAGAGAGCUGUUGAAGCAGUACGUGUUGACAGCGUACGAAGAGGGUACCAUCGAAACCCUCUAUACUAGAGUUUUAGUUGAUGGUGGUAUCCGCUGGAACUCUGCGUACGCGAUGAUUGAGAGAGCUCUUAAACUUCGCCACGCUAUCGAUCUUUUCUUCCUCAACUAUAACCAUACAAGCAAGGAAUAUAAUAUCUCACAAGAUAUACUUACUUCGCAGGAUUGGAUUGAUUUGAAGCACUUCGUCGGUAUUUUGAAACCGUUCAAAGACUUGACAAAACGCAUGGAAGGUCGGGCAAAUAAAGCAGGCCUUGAGGGGUCACAUGGCUCCCUCCACGAAACGCUUGAGUCGCUAGAUGUCCUCUUCAAGGAGCUUCAAGAGGCGGGGAAAUUUGCAGAUAAUUACCCACAAGUGGUCCCACAAGUGGUAUCAACAUACUAUUCAUAUGCUAUCGAUGCCGCCCGCAUCAAGCUUGAAGAGUAUUUUGGCUUGACAGAUGCUUCCCCGGCGUAUCGCUGUGCCGUUGCCCUGCAUCCCGCAAACAAAUUUACAUACUUCGAGCUUGAAUGGAGUCACAACAAGAAGUGGAUCAGUGAAGCAAAGAGGGUGGUGCGUGAGGUGUACGCCCAAUAUGAGGAAGUGGCUGCAGAGAGAGAUGUGGUAGGAAAGCAGCCUAAUGAGGAGGUCAUUGGCGACAAUGGUGCAGCACUAGACCCUCUCCAGCAGGCCCGUAGGCGUCGUCAGCGGCUUGCUGCCACUGUGGCGUCAGGCUCAUUAGGAACCAAGCGCAUCAAGCUCACCUCCGAGCUUGAUGAGUUUAUGGCCCGAGCUAACAGGGCUGAUGUGGAAGUCGAGAAUCCAUUAGAGUGGUGGGUUGCUCACGCGGCCGACUAUCCAAUCCUCUCUAAAAUGGCAUUUGAUUUGUUCAGCUGCCCAGCAAUGAGCGCCGAGUGUGAGCGGGUAUUCUCACAGACAAAGAAGGUCAUCACUGAUGAACGGAAUCGUCUUCAAUCGGACACUGUUGCAGCGAUUGCAUGCCAAAAACAUCUGCUUCGGACUUGUAUUUUGCCAUAG
This is a messenger RNA of Beauveria bassiana ARSEF 2860, 2361 nucleotides long. Its product is annotated as transposase-like protein. The transcript has a single exon. Gene Ontology annotation, molecular function: DNA binding; protein dimerization activity. The coding region runs from base 1 to 2361 and encodes 786 amino acids. The record is from RefSeq and is a predicted model, not a curated record. NCBI's taxonomy places the organism in Eukaryota, Fungi, Ascomycota, Sordariomycetes, Hypocreales, Cordycipitaceae.